UUGUGAGGUUUUUUAUCAUAUCUUGCAGAUCUCGUAACAUGUCACAAAACGGAGGAGAUAAUUCAACUAAAGAGGGGCAACAACCAGGCAUUUCAAAGUUCCAAAUGCAAACAUUGGUGAGCGAGAUGAGGCGGGUGAUGAGAAUGGAGUUGGAGCAAAUUCAUGAAAGGAUAGAGAAAUUGGAGGAGGAGGCAACAAAGAGGCAGCACCCACCUAGGCGAGUGCAACCAACGGCACAAUGGGGUGGUGCUAAAGAUGAAGAAGAAUUAGAGGAACUCGAUGAACGUCCAAUGAAUGGAGGAAGGUUUGAACGUGGGUAUAGAGGUGCUAACAAUGGAAGAAGGCCCAAGCAAGAUGACGAUUUGGGAAGCAUCAAGGUGACGAUUUCGCCAUUUCAAGGCAGAACCGACCCGGAGGCUUAUCUAGAAUGGGAGAAGAAGAUAGAAAUGGUCUUCGAAUGUCAUAACUGCUCCGAAAACAAAAAGGUAAAGCUUGCUGCGAUUGAAUUCACUGAUUAUGCUAUUAUUUGGUGGGAUCAAUUGUUGAAGGAAAGGAGGAGAAAUUAUGAGCAACCUGUUGAAACAUGGGAUGAGAUGAAGGCCAUCAUGAGGAAACGUUUCAUUCUAAACUACUACCACAGAGAGUUGUUCAACAAGUUACAACGCCUAACUCAAGGAUCGAGGAGCGUCGAUGAGUACCACAAAGAGAUGGAAGUUGCUAUGAUCCGAGCAAGUGUACAAGAAGAUAGAGAAGCUACCAUGGCUAGAUUCCUACAUGGCUUAAAUCGUGAAAUAGCAGAUGUUGUGGAGAUGCAACACUAUGUGGAAUUGACGGAUAUGGUGCACCAAGCUAUCAAAGUCGAACAACAACUGAAGCGGAGGAAUUUGGCUAGGAAGGGAACAGGUGCAAUCACUUCAAAUUCGUGGAAGGCAGCACCUAAACGGGAUGAAUGGCCAUCAACCAAACCUAAAUUCGAACCUUCUAAGGAUGCCAAACCAGUGUCAACAUUCAAACAAGGUAACACUGAACUUUCCACUUCUAAGAAUCGAGAUAUGAAAUGUUUCAAGUGCCAUGGCAGGGGACACAUAGCUAGUGAGUGUCCUAACAAAAAGGUUAUGGUGAUAAAUGCCCAAGGGGAGAUCGAAUCGGAGGAUGAAAAGGAAGACGAGGUAGAUGAGUUGCCAUCUUUUGGAGAUACAUACGAAGGACAAUAUGCUGCAGAGGGCGAUUUAUUAGUGGCAAGGCGAGCUCUUAGUGUACAAGGUAAAGAAGAAGAGAACAAUCAACGAGAAAACUUAUUUCAUACUCGUUGUUUUGUAAAUGGUAAGGUUUGCAGCGUUAUUAUUGAUGGUGGGAGCUGCACUAAUGUUGCAAGUACUGAAUUAGUUGAGAAAUUGGAGUUGCCUACCUUGAGGCAUGCUCGACCAUACCGACUUCAGUGGCUAAAUAAUAGUGGAGAAAUCAAGGUGACAAAGCAAGUGUUAGUAGCAUUCUCCAUUGGCAAGUAUGAGGAUGAAGUGUUGUAUGAUGUGGUGCCUAUGCAAGCAUGCCAUGUCCUAUUGGGGAGACCAUGGCAGUACGAUCGCCGGGCAACACAUGAUGGGUACACUAAUAGGUACUCUUUUAUCGUUAAAAAGAAACCCAUGACACUUGUACCGUUAAGUCCAAAACAAGUUCUUGAAGAUCAACUCAAGAUACAAAAAAAGAGUGAGAAGUGGGAAAAGUACAACUUCAUUGCAAAAAAAAAAAGUGAGAUCAAGAGAGCUUUAUUAUCGCAACAGCUCCUUAUAGUACUUAUGUACAAGGAGGCCCUUUUGAGUACUAACGAACUUGUCGGAUCAUUGCCGAGCAAUGUUGUUUCACUUUUGCAGGAAUUUGAAGAUGUCUUUCCCGAGGAGGUAGCACCAGGCUUACCACCAAUUCGAGGAAUUGAGCACCAAAUUGACUUCGUACCAGGUGCAACAAUUCCAAACCGACCAGCCUAUCGAAGUAGUCCCGAGGAGACAAAGGAACUUCAACGGCAGAAUGAUGGAACAUGGAGGAUGUGUGUUGAUUGUCGAGCCAUCAACAAUAUCACAGUAAAGUAUCGUCAUCCUAUUCCUAGACUAGAUGAUAUGUUAGAUGAAUUGCAUGGGUCUUGCGUGUUCUCUAAAAUUGAUCUUAAGAGUGGUUAUCAUCAAAUUAGAAUGAAAGAAGGUGAUGAGUGGAAAACUGCAUUUAAAACAAAAUAUGGCUUGUAUGAAUGGUUGGUUAUGCCGUUUGGGCUUACUAAUGCACCUAGUACUUUUAUGAGGCUCAUGAACCAUGUUUUACGUGCAUUCCUUGGUAAAUUUGUAGUUGUGUAUUUUGAUGAUAUUCUAAUUUACAGCAAAAACCUUAAUGAUCACGUUGAACACCUAGCACUUGUUUUAAAGGUUUUAAGGAAAGAAAUGUUGUUUGCUAAUCUUAAGAAAUGUACUUUCUAUAUGGACAAACUUGUGUUUCUUGGUUAUGUUGUUAGUGCUAAAGGUAUAGAGGUUAAUGAGGAAAAUGUGAUGGCGAUUCGAGAUUGGCCAACGCCUACAUCGGUGACUUGAGUCAGGAGCUUUCAUGGCUUGGCUGGAUGUUAUAGGUGCUUUGUUCGGAAUUUCAGCAGCAUAGCAGCACCUCUUACAAUAGUUAUCAAGAAGAACGUUCCAUUCAAGUGGGGAGAGGAACAAGAAAGGGCAUUUCAACUAAUCAAGGAUAAAUUGACUAAUGCACCGUUACUUGUUUUGCCUAACUUCACCAAAAUGUUUGAAAUUGAGUGUGAUGCAUCAGGUAUAGGUAUUGGCGGUGUACUAAUGCAAGAAGGAAGACCAAUUGCAUACUUUAGUGAAACAUUAAGUGGGGCAGCUUUAAACUAUCCUACAUAUGACAAGGAAUUGUAUCCACAUUCAUCUUUGCGUGAAUUACUUGUUCGGGAAUCACAUAGUGGUGGUUUGAUGGGGCACUUUGGCGUGGCUAAGACUUUAGAUUUCGUAAAACAACUUCAUGAGAAGGCAAGGCAACAUAUAGAGCGUUGGACUGAGCAAUAUGUCAAGCAAGCUAAUAAGGGGCGUAAGAAAGUUGUCUUCGAACCAGGAGAUUGGGUAUGGCUACAUAUGAGAAAGGAUCGGUUCCCUCAACAAAGAAGAUCUAAACUUCUUCCAAGGGGUGAUGGACCAUUUCAAGUGGUGGAACGUAUCAAUGACAAUGCCUACAAACUUGAACUACCUGGUGAGUAUGGUGUUAGUACUAGCUUUUAUGUUUCUGACUUAUCUCCAUUUGAUGUAGGUGAUGCAGAUUUGAGGACAAAUCCUUCUCAAGAAGGGGAGAAUGAUGCAAAUGGAACCAUAAGAGACGAAGUCCACCAAGAGCCACUAAGCUUGCCAAGCGGACCAAUCACAAGGCUUAGAGCCAAGCGUUUCAAGGAAGCAUUAUAUGGGCUGAUUUAA
Molecule: messenger RNA, 3455 nt
Organism: Erythranthe guttata (spotted monkey flower)
Lineage: Eukaryota; Viridiplantae; Streptophyta; Magnoliopsida; Lamiales; Phrymaceae
Source: RefSeq, a predicted model, not a curated record